AUGUCGUCGAAACGGAAACUCGGCUCCUUGGGUCUUGAGCGACGGGUAAAAGCCCGGCGUGAGGAAGACUGGGAUCCGGAAUUGAGUGCCAGCGAAGAGGACGACUCAGGAGAAGAAGUUUCUGAAGAGGGAGAUGACAGCGGUGAUGAGGAUGAGGAUUUGGACGAAGCAGAGUCUGGUUCAGAGUCUGAAGAAGCCGAGGAGGAUGCGCCAAAGGUCGACUUCUCAUCCAUCUCUUUCGGCGCAUUAGCUCGCGCAGCAGCCAGCCUACCCCCCUCUGAGAAGAAGAAAAAGAACAAAGCAGACGCCUCCAAAGACGAUGAGCCUACAGGACGCACACCCAAGGAAUCACAAAGACGAGAGCCGAAGAAGCCAUCAAGUCGGGUAGACGCAUCGAAGCGAAGCUCCAAACACGCGCCGCAGGAAAUGACGUCCAAGAAGCCCGUCAGCAGGCGCCGCGAAAUCCUCGCCGAUCCACGCCGCAGGACGCGCGACCCGCGGUUCGACAACCUUUCGGGAGAGGUAGACGAGACCAAGAUUGCCCGCAACUAUGCUUUCCUGGACGAGUACCGCGAGAGCGAGAUGGCAGAGCUACGCAUGCAGAUCAAGAAGACCAAGGACGUCACGGUGAAGGAGGAUCUGAAGCGACAGCUACUAUCUAUGGAAUCGAAGAAGAAAGCCCGCCAGAAGAAGGAGGAGGAGGUAAAGCUACUGCAGGAGCACCGAAAGAAGGAAAAGGAGUUGGUGGCGCAGGGCAAGCAGCCGUUCUACCUGCGCAAGAGCGAGCAGAAGAAGCAGCUGCUGAUGAACAGAUAUGCAAGCAUGAGCAAGUCGCAAGUCGAUAAGGCGAUUGAGCGGAAGCGGAAGAAGGUGGUGGGCAAGGAGAAGAAGGACUUGGCUUCGCUGGAGAGAAAAUCGAGACGUCAUUAG
Trichoderma aggressivum f. europaeum is the source of this 930-nucleotide messenger RNA. RefSeq lists its product as uncharacterized. Gene Ontology annotation, cellular component: 90S preribosome; nucleolus. The record is from RefSeq and is a predicted model, not a curated record. Bases 1 to 930 code for a protein of 309 amino acids. Lineage: Eukaryota; Fungi; Ascomycota; Sordariomycetes; Hypocreales; Hypocreaceae. The transcript has 2 exons. Gene Ontology annotation, biological process: maturation of SSU-rRNA from tricistronic rRNA transcript (SSU-rRNA, 5.8S rRNA, LSU-rRNA).